CAUCAACAUACUAAGAAAAGAUGUACUAUGAAAAUCGUGGAUAGACGCCUACAUGAAGUUGCCAAGACAUGGACUAGUAUGGCUUGCAGGCUAACCAAGGGUCUGUUCGCAUACAGUUCUAGCAAAGCCGCCGCAUUGCACCUAACGCAAAAGAUGGCCUAUGAGCUUGGCAAGGACGAGAUCGGUGUACGCGUCAACAACAUCGCCCCAAUUCCCACUCCGACCGGAAUGACCGGCCCUGUCGACGACGAGAACAUUGGUUCUACUCAGACGAGGUCUUCGCCAUGGUGCACGCAGCAAAGGGUGGCACUUCGAGACGACAGAAAAAACGUCAGGAGAUCACCACGACAUCGGUGAUUCAAACCAGG
Molecule: messenger RNA, 368 nt
Organism: Pseudomassariella vexata
Lineage: Eukaryota; Fungi; Ascomycota; Sordariomycetes; Amphisphaeriales; Pseudomassariaceae
Exons: 4
Coding region: 28-357 (109 amino acids)
Source: RefSeq, a predicted model, not a curated record